This is a messenger RNA of Spinacia oleracea (spinach), 1583 nucleotides long. RefSeq lists its product as uncharacterized. The record is from RefSeq and is a predicted model, not a curated record. The transcript is spliced from 5 exons. Lineage: Eukaryota; Viridiplantae; Streptophyta; Magnoliopsida; Caryophyllales; Amaranthaceae. The coding region runs from base 114 to 1349 and encodes 411 amino acids.
CCAACUUUUAAUUAUAAAUUAAGAGCCCUGACCUCUACUGCAAUUCACAAUAUAUAUCUUUCAUGUUUCUUCUAAGCUCUUCGAAACUACACAUUUGAAAGGUGAAUCCGUUUAUGGAAGGUCUGCUCAAUCAAGUGAGGUUGAGAUUUAGUGGGAAAGAAGAGUUUGGCAGCACAAGGGACCGAAGGACGUCAUCCUUCAGAGGAGGGAGGAAACCUCAAAAGUGGCCGAGGAGACAACUACCGCGCCAAAUGAGUUUCAAAGAGCCGACUGAGGAAGCUGAGUAUGCUGCAGCAGUUGCAGCUGCUGCCUUCGCCAUUACUUCGCUAGAAUCAGACAACACGGAUCAAAGAACACCGGAUGUAGGACUACAAUUCAGUUUACCAAGAAUCAUAAGUGGAAUUGUUGACAGAAUUGCUGCAGCAGCAGAACCUGGUGAAGCAUUAAAAAGAAACUCAGAUGAAUAUUAUCAUGCCGAGGAAAAAGAGAUGAUACCGGAGAAAACUAUACAUCCAGUACCAUCAAUCAGAAGAAUUCCAACUAUGCCAAAGAAGAGACUGACCUUUGCUGAUGAGCAGCAAGAUGAUACCAGUAUGCCCUACAAUUUCGUUGAAAUGACUCCAAAUUUUGAUGAAGAAGAGCCAGAAGAUGCCAAAAAAAUGAAACCAGUCAUUCCCUUCACUACAAAGAGUCCAUCUGUGAAAAGGACUCCGACUUUUGGUGAAGGAAGGAGUCCAUCUGUGAGAAGGACUUCAACUUUUGGCGAAGAACAGUUGCAAAAUUCCAAAACCAGAAAACAAGAAAGUUCAGCACCAGGAAUCUUUCCACCAUCCCCAAUCCGCCACCCACCAUCAGUUCCACCACUUAUACAGCCCACUGCUCCGCCAAAACGGGCACAAGAAACCCGGCGUGGCAGGACAGAUACAGAUACAGAUGCGGAUGCGGAUGCGUGGGAGAUAGAUGAAAUGGCUAAAAUUAAACAAAGGUAUGAGAAACUAAAUGCAACAAUUCUAGAAUGGGAAGAGAAGAAGAAGAAGAAAGCCAGACGCAAAUUGGAGACAAAAGAGGUUCGCUUUAAAUCUAAGCAAGACUCCAGUUGCUAUAAAAUUAGGAAAGGUUUUUUAACGAAGAUCUGCUUACAAGAAUCGCAGAGUAAUCAGGGAAAAAGGAAGGCCAAAGCAUUGCAGAAUUAUCAAAUCGAGAUGGAACGUAUAAAACAAAUAGCUGACGGAGCAAGAGCACAGGCAAAAGAAAAAAGGCGGAAUGAAGAGCUCAAGGUGAUGGACAAGGCUAACAAAUACCGAGCAACAGGAGAACCUCCUCUGCCUCCAAUGUGCCUUUGUUUGUAAAGGAAACAGAUCAAUAUGGCAUUUUAGCAAGUUUCCACAGCACAGAGGAAAUGAACAGACUUUCCACAUUACUUUCUAUCACAUUUUCCAUCAAAGAUGUCUGCAAAAAGACGAUCAAGGGGAAACUAUAACAUAUUUAUCUGUAAAUAGGUAACAAGCAAGUCAUAUGUACAAUACAGUUUGAACAAAGAAUGAGGUGUGAAAAUUUAUUGGUAUUACAACUUUACAAGUUAA